Molecule: messenger RNA, 1335 nt
Organism: Cimex lectularius (bed bug)
Lineage: Eukaryota; Metazoa; Arthropoda; Insecta; Hemiptera; Cimicidae
Product: dynein light chain 1, cytoplasmic
Exons: 3
Coding region: 290-559 (89 amino acids)
Biological process (GO): microtubule-based process; cilium assembly
Cellular component (GO): cytoplasmic dynein complex
Molecular function (GO): dynein light intermediate chain binding; dynein intermediate chain binding
Source: RefSeq, a predicted model, not a curated record
CGAUACAGGACCCGGUAGAAGACCCUGGCCUCGGCCAAUCAGCGGCCGGCUCGCCGCACCGACUCCGCCCACCUCUUCCACCGUCCGGGCCGAACGGUCAAUCCAAAAACAGUGGAACGUGCCAUUUGUGGCUUUUCGCACAAUCUCGCUCAGGUCACAGCAUCGCCCGACGCUCAUCUACACGAGGAAACCUGGUGUUUUCCCCAGCGGCUUUCAGUAGACAGAAUAGACCCCCUUUUUUCUAGCCCUUUUUGAUCCUUUUCUUCCACCGGCUGUCGGUCGAGGCAAGAUGACUGAUAGGAAGGCGGUUAUUAAAAAUGCUGACAUGUCCGAGGAGAUGCAGCAGGAUGCUGUCGACUGUGGGACGCAGGCCCUCGAAAAAUACAACAUCGAGAAGGACAUAGCAGCUUACAUCAAAAAAGAAUUUGACAAGAAAUACAACCCUACUUGGCAUUGCAUUGUCGGGCGCAACUUUGGCAGCUAUGUGACGCACGAGACUCGCCACUUCAUCUACUUCUACCUCGGGCAGGUGGCGAUCCUUCUCUUCAAGAGCGGUUAAAUUCCCUCCGAAUGCCUGCCUCAAAUUCACCUAUCCAAAAAAAACUACCCAAAAAAAACCAAUAUUAUAAACUUCCAAAAUUGAGAAAAAAUAUAUAAAAAUUACAUAAUUGUGGUUAUCGUAAUUAGGGAAUGCCUUACACCGGGGGUUGGGAACUAUAUCGUAAAUGGUUUCUUGUUGUUUUGAAUAACCAAUAAAAUAUUUUGGAAUAAAAAUAUUGUUUGCAUCAUAGGCAGGUCUGGUACGGUUGAGUGUGCGAUAAAAAGUAGCCAUAAAGUACUUAAUUUUUGUUUUUAUAAACAUGUUUUGUAAAUUGUUCAAGUUAUAUCUAGUCUUAUGAAUCUUUUAUUUUUCAAUUUGUGUUUUUUAAUAACAGGCCGUACACUUAACUCAUUGUUGUAUAACACUUUAACAAAUAAUACUACCGACUCCUAACUUUUUUGAUGGCUAUAAUAAAGCCAUUGUGUUCAUUUAUUAUUGUUAUUAUAAUCAAAUUAUUUAACUUGUAAUGUUGAGUAGGUAGGGUUGAAAAGCAUUUUUUUCACCCUUGUUCUAAGUAUUGUUAUACAUUCCUAGUUCAUUAUGGGAAUUUUUAAACUGUAUUAAAAAGUAUUAGACUUAAAAUUGUUCUUUCAAAGGGCAAAGUAAAGUUCUGUUCUAAUCUUUUGCCCAAUCAAUUGUGAUUAACCUAGUUUUACAACUGAAAUCGACUUUGUACGUAUUUCAUAUUUUUUCUCCCUUUUGAAAUACUUUGAAUAAAUUGUGAUUAUCCUGCA